GCGGCGAAUGGAUAAAGCUGUGAAUGAACGGAGCGACAGGCGGUUAUCUUUUUCGCAGAGCGUCGCUGCGAUUAGAGUGACGAAGCCUCGUGGAACUUGGCCGUGAGAGGAAGGAGGCAGCAUGGGCAUCGCUGGCCACGACGAAAAUAACGGAGGCACAUGUAGCGUGAGUUUGACGACGAAUCGCAUCGAUCGCUGCGCGAAGUAGCCCACGCUUGAACCACAGCCGGGUUUCCUCAGAAAGAAAGAAACACGAUCAGCGGGGAUUGCAGCUGAUAUGAAGUUCGGCUCCCGCCGCGUUCAUUUCGUGGGCAGUCUAUGACGUCUUUGUCUCAAGUGAAACGGCGUAACGGUCGAGCCGCGCGUGCAUUAUCGGUUUUUGUGUUAUGGGGUUUCGCGUAGGAGCGUUGCCGUUUCGACCGCCACCCGCCAGAUGUCGCCACGGUGCUAGGUGCCUCGCUUUUCGCGCGCCUUUUGAAUUGUGCGCCGGUGGCCCUCCCGUAGCAAUUUGGUUUCUCUGACGCCUUUCGUUGACAUGAAAUGGGUCGCAAAUGUUUCGUGCCUAACUGCAAGAGCGGUUAUGCCUCGAACGGGAAACGAAUACGGUCCUUCAAGGCGCCGAGUGACCCGAGACGCCUGACAGCUUGGGCGAAAGCCAUCGGACGCACCGACAGGCAGCUCACGCCGGACUGCUACGUCUGCGAGAGGCACUUUCCGAGUAGCGUCGUCAAAAGGCAGAAGUGGUUCGUCGAAUACAAAGGCAACGUAUUGCUCGAACACCCUAAGAGGGCGGUGCUGGAGAUGGACGCCGUACCGACCUUGAAUCUCUGCCGUCCACUGGAGGUGACGCCCGAGAUGGAAAUUUCUGGGAGUAGUGAGAAGCCGAGUGAAAUGUCGGUCGUCAGUACGAGCAACGAUCAGUCACCAGAUGACACCGAAGGUUCUCCCGAGAAAGCUGCGAGAGUGGACAGUACGACCUCGCCCGUUAAUCAGAAGCCCGAACUGCCAGUUAAGAACUCGGACGCUUUACCGCGCGUACUUAAAGAGCUCAUCGCUGGAGCACCGUGUGCACAGUCGCCCUCUUCGUCAGCCCCAAAGAACGCGCCAUCCACGUCGACGCCAAAGAGCACCGUGCCCUCUCCCGUUGCGUUUAACAGCUCGUCGUCUUUUAUGAUGCAGACGACCUCGCCAGCACGUUUUACGCUGUCGAGCACGAUGCCUCCCGUCUCGCCGAUGACCACGUCCGCUCCUAUGAUGAUCAGGAACACGUUGGCUCCGUUUGCACACAUUGGUGCACCGUCCACGCUGACGCUGAACCGCGCGUUACCUCCUCUGGCGCUGAACAGCUCGCCGUCGACGCUGCUGCUCAUGCCGGUGGCGUUGAUUCCGAAGCAGGGGGAAAACAGCCCCGCCAGCGUCGCGAUGCGCGUCGUGCCUGGCAAUGCACAGCUGCCCGGAAACCAUCUGCCCGGAAACCACCCGCCCGGAAAGAUGACGACCGCCCUGGCGUUCAGGCUGACGGGUCCUGGCCAUACGGUGACCAAGAAGCCCGUCGCGGCUGCUGCGGCCGUUCCUGCCAAGCGCGAGGACCACCAGCGGCGGCGGCCCGACGACGUCGUCGUGGUCAAGGAAGAAGUUUUGUCGGACGACUCCGGAGACAGCGGUGGAGGCUCGUCGGACGACGGCGCCAGCUUCGCGGAACCCACUGCAUCGGUUAAAAAGACAUCGUCGGCAGCGAGAACAACGCCUAAACCGGGCCAGCCGAGCUCGGGCACCGUCCGCUUGCCUCUGAGCAUGGCCCUAGGAGCGGACCAGGUGCUGCUGCCGAGCCCGUCGUGGAACCAUCACGACGUGGAUAUCGAGUCUACGAAUGCCCGCAGCUUGUGCUUCGUGGAGCUGCAGUGCAGCCCCACGUCGGGCCCGCCUUUCACGCGGCGCAUCCUGCAGAUCGUCCAGUCGGCCUCGUCUGGCUACAGCAUCAAGUGCUAUGUGCUCGACCGCGAGGUGGAGGUCACCGUGCUGCCGGCGGGCUCCCCGCCCCCGACCGUGGAGGAGAUCGCCGAGACGUUGCAGGACUUUCACGCCAGGACCGUGUGUCGGGGAGGGCUAGCCCGCAGGGACCUGCCCGGCGCACGCUUUGAACGGGCUUGGCUGGACAAAACUGGCGUCUGGAGGCACGACCGGUGCCCACUACUCCUCUACGGUGGCGAGACGCAGUGCAAGUUCUGUGCGAGCCUGCCGAACCCUUUCAACCCCCCUACGACGUCCACGAUUGAUAAGUCUAAACUGCAGCAGAAACACACUGCAAGAAGUGGGGUAAAAAGUGAAACGUGAAACAUAUAGAGAAAUGGACGUGAAGGGACUGGUUAGGUCUACCACGGGCAGCCUUGGGAAGUGAAAGACGCAUCGGGAAAGUGAGCACCAUGUCCUGGCAAUACCACCAGCUCAAGCUUUCCUGAAUGUGUGCUGAGGACAAUUGCACCGUGUGUUGACAGUGCGUGCUUGAACAGGGUCUAAUUUCAGGUGCGGUGUGACGUAAAAGUCACAUCCACAGUGUUGGUGUGCCUAAUUUGUUGUGUAUGAGCCCAUCUACGCAGGCCCGCACCUACUGCAUCUGAGAGCCACAAUUCAUGGUUUUCACCAUCACCCGUGGUGCAGUUAUGUGAGUAAGGCCAUAUGCCAUGCAAUGGGUUUGAACGAGAAGUCCCUUUGUGCUGUUAAUUUCACGGGUGCUAUGUGCAUGCAUAAAUAACAUGGCUUGUGAUGUAGCCCACACGUUCAAAUGACCUUCCUGUAACACUGCUGAGGUGUAUCUGUCAUCCAUGCUUAAAACUGUUCUAAUGUCAUUUGCCAGCCGUAAUAGCCCGUCGAUGUAUUCACAAUUUCUGGCACUGCGGUUGUGCUCACUGAACAGAAGCAGCUGUCUUCACUGGUGUUGCAGGCUUUUCAUUAUAUAUCUCAAGAAAGUUAUUGCUGCUGUUGACAUAGUUGCUUUGAUAAUGCUGGCAGUGCUGGAGUCAGAAUGAUGGCAAACACAGUAGCUAAAUUUCAGGUAGAUUGGAUGUUCCGAAGCCUGUUGCUUUUCUAACUUCAUAUAUUGAAGAACUGUGCUAACAUUGACUUCAACUGAUGUAGUGUGCAUGUCAUUCAACAUUUAGGACAUUGGCAGCUGUUUCAUAUCGCAUGGUGUAAAACCAUACCAGGGCCAGCUGCAUGCAGUUUGCUACACUAUGCUGUAUGACUGCAGCGUGACAUUCCCCCCAAGGGAAAAACAUUUAAUUUUAUUAAUAAGGGUAGGGUAGUAAAUAACAGCAAUGUAUGGGUUCUUUGCCAUACAACAUCAUUAUUUGCUAUAGUUUCGUGCAGAUUCUGUUAUUUAUUUUUAUUUACACUUUACCUACAUCGCCACAAGGCAUUACGUAGGGGGUGGGGGCGUGCAAAAUGGAUCACAACAUAACAAAUAGCAAUAUAUUGUUGCUAUAGAUUGAAGGGAACUUUGACACUGUGGUUAUUCAGCUAUUGCAAGCACCAUGGUCAGUACAUGGAUCUUUCUUGACCUGGGCAUAGGAUUUUUUUAGGAAGCUCAUCUGGCUUCCUAUAUUGCUUUAUUUAACCCUUUAAGUCCCAUUCCAGAGUGUACUCAUCUGGCUGCCGAUGCACACCCUUGGCUAUGCUCGAAAAAAUUCUGGAACGCGAGUCAUCCAUAGACUAGUUGAGCCAUCUAUACAGAAAGUGGUUAAACUGACAUGUUAAACUGACAUGUUAGGGUAGGCUUUUUUUUUGUGUGACAAGAUGGUGUGACAAAGCUUACAGUCAGUGUUGCUCUUCUCUCAUUUUCGGACAUGGUAGAUCACCAAAAAUUAUUUUAGCAAUGCUGAAAUUGAAGAAUCUCUUAUGAACUCUUAUUUAAAAGAUUUCGAUGUUGCAUGCGAGGUGUCUUCAAGCAACAAAGAGGCCAUGUUGUUUGAGAAAAACUAUCAAGAUUAUUAAUUAGCAUGUCUUAAUAUUUCUUCCAAUUUUCAAAUUAAAACAAAUGUUCAGUAGCGAAUCACCAAUUUGAACUUAAAGCUUGCUAAUGUUUUAAUUAGAAAGUUAAUUGUUGCACUUAGAAAAAAAUACUCAGCGCCAUGUAAUGAUGCUAGGAGUUGUGCAUUAAAGAUUUGAUGAGCUGUGAUGCAAAUGAACAUAGAAACCAAUUAGUGCACUACACUGCCUUUUUUAGAGCAUUGAAAUCUCUUAAGGGGCACUAAAGGCAAAUAAAGUCAUACUACAUUUAUCCAAAACAUCACAUUUACUGAAGACAGCAUUUUUGUAACUGAGAAAGUGACAUAUACUUUGGACAAGAUUGGUGGCUCCACUGUGAAAAUGUGGCAUUCACUCCCACUAUGUAUGUGUGAAUUAUGAUGUCCCAUUUGUAUAUUUUUAGCCAAUGACACAUAAAAGCAGUUAUGACAUGCUUUAAUAUGAAAGGAAAUGCACUUUGUGUGAUUUCUGUAUACAGAAACACACUGGCACCUCCCAUUCGCACUACUAAAUUUUUAUGUGGGGGUUGUGCCUCUGACCUCUGAUAUUAUGUGGAAGUGGUGGCAGAGUAUUGCCUCUUAGGGUGUUGGUAAAGCAUAAGAGUUUUACUUAACCAUGCCAUUUGUCUCAGGUGAUUUGAAUUACUGGUGCUAACAUAUGGGCCAGAAACUUGGAGGUUAACAAAGAAGCUCGAGAACAAGUUAAGGACUGCACAGAGAGCGAUGGAACGAAAAAUCUUAGGCCUAACGUUAAGAGACAGGGAGAGAGCGGUGUGGAUCAGUGAACAAACGGGGAUAGCCGAUAUUCUAGUUGACAUUAAGCGGAAAAGAUGGAGCUGGGCAGGAUAUAUAAUACAUAGGGUAGAUAACCGAUAGACCAUUAGAGUUACAGAAUGGGUACCAAGAGAAGGGAAACGCAGUCUAGGACGGCAGAAAACUAGGUGGGGUGAUGAAGUUAGGAAAUUUGCAGGUGCAAGUUGGAAUCAACUAGCGCAAGACAGGGAUAAUUGGAAUCACAGGGAGAGGCCUUCGUCCUGCAGUGGACAUAAAUAUAGGCUGAUGAUGAUUUGAAUAUGUGACUCCUGAAGUAAUAAUUUCUUCUGAAACUAAGUCAUCUUUUGGCAUUAAAGAAACAUUGUAAGGUUUCUCGAGGAGUAGUCUGGCAAUCUAGACUUAUUCUACAUUUGCCUUUAGUGUCCUUUUAUCAUCCAGAAAUAAUUGCCACAGAGUUAUCAGGAAAUCGAGGAAGUAAUGACUGUGUGAGAGAGGGAGAGACGAGAUGAAGGGAUUUUAUUCUUAACACAAAAAUUACAAAAUAUGUAUACAGGCAAGGGUGCCACAGUAGUAAUACUGAAAGUGGGACUUUGGGCAGUGUUUAAGUGCUAACGCUCAGUUGCCAUUUUUGACAAAUAGACCAAUCUGUAGUUCAGUGCUUUAACUAUUUAUUAUGACCACUGAAUUUCUGAUUGGUUAAAGAUAGUGGUGGUUUUCAAGAAAUGACGCAUAGCUACUCUGGGCAUGAAUUGGGUGGCAUAGGAAAGCAAAGAUGAACGAAAAAUACAGGUUAUAUUCGUGAACGUUAAUAUAAGCCACUAGUGCAUUUAAAUUAUGUCCACUUCAGUAAAAAAAAAUUAUGUUGUGACUGUUUCGGCUGAACUGCCAUAUUGGCAGCUGCUGCAGGUACUAGUAGUGUCAGCCUUCUUUUUAGCAACGUCCAUCCGAUGCCAUGAUCGUUGACACUUGUUAGUCUUUUGGUUUGUAUGCGGCAUGCCAGGACAAUUUGCUAGCUGGCUUUCAGAUUCUGGUUUAAUAGCCACGUCAUUACUUGAAAAAAAAAAAGACCUGUGUGUGGCACUGCUCGACGACCAUGACAAAAUAGCUCUCAUAAGCAAUUGUAUUAACGUGUGUAUAUGAGCGAAGACAGUGAAGAACUGCCAAGUGGAGAAAUGCACUGUGAGGUGCAUUUCUUGUGCAACAUCCAUGUGCACAAGAGUGGAACUGGAGAUCUUAGGUACAAGAGAUUUUGUACAUCAGGUAGCAAUCAGAGGAUUUGCAACAGUGUCUAGUUUUCUCGCCAGGGGUUGCUAGCGGCCUGCACAAUUUUGUGUGAAUGCAAGCUUUCUAUGGCAGCUAAUCCUAAUCUCCAACAACUGCGCAUGUCAGGCCUCUGCUGGUUUGGCCAAAGCUAAACAAAAGAAGGAAAAGGUUCUGUACAAACCUGAUAAGCACUGCAUCCUUCCGCAGUCGCUUUAGUUUUCAUCUAGUCAAAACGUGCUGCAGCUUUACAAGCUCAACACCCUACUUAACUUGUUCCCAAUGAGACAUUUGCAUCAGAAGUAAAGAAGAAUGGGCUGUUGGGGUUUUGCAUGGGCUAUGAAGUACCGAGCCCACCAAAUAUUUGAAAAGUUUGAGGAAGUGGAGAAGGCGGGUGGACGCUUGUUUGAGGUGUAGAUGGAGAUAAUUGCUAGGGUGGGCAGAGUUCAUCAUGAUCGCCAUUUUUUGCGUACACCAAGUGUUUCCUGCCAUCUUUCUGGUGUGCCAUUGUGCACAAAUGAAUAAAUCUUGCUGUUGAAAUAAGUGCUCUUUGAAAUUGCUUUAAAACUUUUCUCCUUUUUGUUUGUAGAAAUCAUCCAUUCAAUCUUGUGAGUGGCAGAGAACAUCGAAGGAACUCUAAAAAAAAUUUAUAAAUCAACCUAGACUGGUACUCUUCGAAUUGAUAAUUAUCACUGCACUUCCUCUGAGAGCCUACGUGAUCUCCGACGUAUUAUUGGGGCGCCUAUUUAAAUGGGCCCUCCAAGAAUUUUUUGAACGUGGUAAAUAAACUCUUAUUGUCGCAUUGA
This is a messenger RNA of Dermacentor silvarum, 6862 nucleotides long. RefSeq lists its product as uncharacterized. Lineage: Eukaryota; Metazoa; Arthropoda; Arachnida; Ixodida; Ixodidae. The record is from RefSeq and is a predicted model, not a curated record. Gene Ontology annotation, molecular function: sequence-specific DNA binding. The coding region runs from base 541 to 2334 and encodes 597 amino acids. The transcript has 2 exons.